Gossypium raimondii (Peruvian cotton) is the source of this 1156-nucleotide messenger RNA. RefSeq lists its product as uncharacterized. Bases 426 to 836 code for a protein of 136 amino acids. The record is from RefSeq and is a predicted model, not a curated record. The transcript is spliced from 2 exons. Lineage: Eukaryota; Viridiplantae; Streptophyta; Magnoliopsida; Malvales; Malvaceae.
CUAAAGAAGAGCCAAAGCCAAAGCCAAAGCCAAUCAACAAAUAUCUCUUCUAAGCUUUUCUCUCUCUUCGUCUCUUACUCUUAACCAUGUCAUUGAGAAGGAACAUGUCUUUAAUUUCUUCAUAUCUCUGUAUUUUCUGAUCUGGGUUUUAACACUUUCCUUCUCUAGAUCAUAGUUUUUUUUGUUCUUUUCUAACUUUGGAACUUUCCUUUUGGUUAUUCCAAGUAUUCACCUUUCUCAACUUAAACGAGGGAGAAACAAAACUCAGCGCUUUGCUCUUUUUUUCCUCUUCUUUAUGGUAUGAUUGUGUUGUUUUAGCAGAUUCGAAGUGAUGGGUUUCUUCUUUAAGACAGAAAUUAACUUUGGUUUAUUUCAGAUUGCAACUUGAUUUUUAUGAUAGAUUUCCAUUAGUUGGGUUUUAGAGUAUGGGUAGAGGUAGAGGAAAGGGAAAGAAGUUGGCUGUUAGCAACCACAACGACGCUGGAAAUGGUGAAGAAGAGAAAAUUCCUUCACAAAAGAGAAGAGGAAGGCCACAAAAACCAAUUAAAGAUAACAUGAAUGACGAAGUUGAAAACUUAGAAGAGGGGGGUGGUGAGAAUGGAAAACCUGAUAUCAAAACCAAUGAGAGAAAGAGUAGCAUUGCUGCUACAAAUGGAAAUAAGAGAAAACGUAACUCACAAGUAAAAGGGAAGCCUGAUUCAGUGAAAGAAGAGAAUGGGUUUGGGUCUAUAUCAAACACGGAUGACUCGUCAAAGGCUAAUGGUUUUCGGCAGAAUGGGAGUAGGAGGAAAAGUAAGCCACGUAGAGCAGCUGAAGCAGUUGUGGAAUGCAAGUGAGAUUUUGGUGGUUCUUCUUUUUCACAUUGCCAGAUACAUGAUAAGGUAGGAAGCGAGGCCUAGUUAAAUCUCUAGGUAAUUGUUUCCUUUCAGUUUUGGUGAUUUUUGUUUCUAUUUUAUUUGGUUUUGGAACUGAUUCUGUUGGUUGUAAUUUUUUAUAAUGCUAUUAUAUUCCAUAGCAUCACGGGAUUCAUGUACUAUAUCAUCUGGAUUACAAUGCCAAGCUCUUGUUUUCACAGAUUUGGUGGCUGGUACAACACCAUGUAGGUACAUAGUAUUUAGUUCUACUAAUGAAUGACUUUUAUGCUUUCUUUCUCCAA